Molecule: messenger RNA, 378 nt
Organism: Penicillium riverlandense
Lineage: Eukaryota; Fungi; Ascomycota; Eurotiomycetes; Eurotiales; Aspergillaceae
Exons: 1
Coding region: 1-378 (125 amino acids)
Molecular function (GO): protein binding
Source: RefSeq, a predicted model, not a curated record
AUGCUCCGCGUCGGUCCCUCCAAGCGCCUCUUCGCUGCCCACGAAUCCAUCCUCAGCUCAUCUCCCUUCUUCGCAUCGCGCUGUCGCAGUUUCAGCUCGCGCACCCGGGCACCGCCGCACCACCCGCCUGCGAGACGGAUCGAUCUGCCCGAUGAGCAGCCGGAGGUAUUUGCAUGUGUGCUGGAGUAUCUGUACAAAGGAGAUUAUUCCCCGCGGUUGAGACGGGACCAGGAGAAGGGGUGCUGGGUGUUGGAGGGGGGGAAAGAUGAUGACGGCCCUAAGGGGGAGGGGGAGGGAGGAAGUAGUGCGGAUGAUCAUGGGGCGACGAUAUUCUGUGCUGAGGUUGAAGGGUUGAUUUUGCGAGAUACGGCUGUCUAG